AAAAAUAUUUUCGAAUCAUCUUGACAAUAUAAACGUAUUUUCCGACUUUUAUAUUUAAAUAAAAAUUAUGCUUAGCUAAGAAAAUAAUUUUUUUUGCCAUCUUUAAUAAAUUCCCAUAAAUGUUAUUUGAAUAUUCGUUGCAAUAAAAAAAAAAGAUCAAGUGUCAAGCAAAUGUCAUGGAUCAGCUGAUAGCCACAGUAGUGUUUGUGUGUCAGUCGUAUCGCUAAACUUGUAUGCAUUAUGCAGUGUAAAAAAUUAAUAAAUGUAUACUUGGUACACAAAUAAAAAAUUGAAGAAAAUAAAGGAUAACAGAGAAUAAAAAUGCAUCUGUGCUGGAUUCACUGCCACAGGAAAGAAAUAAAAAAAUUUCAUAGAAAUGGCAAACGAAGUCAAGAACAAAGUCAUACUGCACUGGAACUGUCGAGGUCUGGUAGAGUUUCCAGAAGUGAUAAGAUCACACGGUAGUCAUAUUCAAGAGAUAUAUCUUAAAUGGAACAAGCUUUCUACUCUACCAUCCUGGAUUAUGGAACUUUUUAAUGUAACUAACUUGUACAUGUACGGCAAUCUCAUUAAGCAAUUGCCCAUGGAAUUUGGUCAGAUGAAUCAGUUGACGGUAUUGGAUCUAAGCGCUAAUAAACUGGGACAUAUCCCUUCCUGCAUUGGUAAUUUGAGGAAUCUAAAGUCUUUAUUCUUAAAUGACAACUUUGUAGAAAGAUUACCAGUUGAAUUGAGCAAACUGAGAAAUCUGGAAAUACUAUCUAUUUCGGGCAAUCAAAUUGUUGCACUACCAGAAUGGAUCGGCUCUCUACCAAAACUUAAAGAAUUAUAUAUAGAUAACAAUCAGCUAAGAGAACUACCUAACAGAUUGACAUUAGCUCCUGAACUUGCCAUGAUUUCUGUGUGUUCAAACAGGCUGAGAUAUUUACCAUUGAAUGGAUUUUUAUCAGCUCCCUGUAUCCGAUUUGAUGCAAAUGAAUAUUUAAAUUAUGUGUCAUAUCCACUUCUACUUCAACUACUUUCACAACUUCGGAUGACAGCUAUACACAACAGGAGCAGUUUGGCAUUUGGGUGUUUUAAAACACAUUAUAACACUACUGUGUUAAAUGCAAAUAUGAAAUUGUACAUAGAGAUGAGAGGUUUGUAUGAAAUGGACGCCGAUGUUAUAAUCGAAUUACCACGGCAGCUUCUAAAAAUUCAUAAAAUUCAUGAAAAUACGACUUGUUCCCUAUGGGAAUUAGCCUUGCGAAGAAUUUAUAUCGAGAGGUAUAAACAUACACUCGACGUGUUCACUUCUCCUCCAAACGUGACGAUAUUCUAUGAAUCACUUCCCAAAAAUACUAAAUUGGACUUUACAUUGUUUUCUACAAACUAUACUUUAUACAGUUUAUUAAUGAACGGACCUGCAAGUAUCUGUAUAAAUACACAAUGUCAGCAACCUAUAUUUACAGAAGCUUGGAUCAUUAUCGGUAUAAGCCGUUACGCAGAAUCCAUGAUAAUGAUAGCUUUAUGUUGUAGCAAAAGUUGCGCUACUGCAUUUGCUACACACUCGAAUACGACUAUUAAGCUUCAUUGGCACUCGAUCAAUUGAUGAAUUCUUCUCAUUUAGGUAUUGAUAAGUAUUUAAUUAAUGCAUUUCUGUAUGUAAAAAGUAUUAGGAAAAUAAAAAUUCUUAUUUGUUAAAA
Molecule: messenger RNA, 1682 nt
Organism: Cataglyphis hispanica
Lineage: Eukaryota; Metazoa; Arthropoda; Insecta; Hymenoptera; Formicidae
Product: protein lap1-like
Exons: 7
Coding region: 377-1588 (403 amino acids)
Molecular function (GO): protein binding
Source: RefSeq, a predicted model, not a curated record